UACCAUUGAUGACCUGGUUGCUGUGGUGGAUGAUGCCAUGGAUGACAUGGGAUUAAACAGUGUGGCGCCCUCAUAUGCUGCGCAAGCCUCUUGGUACGAAAACGAUAACCCUCCCGAUUCCAGCGAACCCACUGUUGAACUUCGUCAAUGGGAUAGCUCCAGUAGCCUUGAUACCAGCUCUUACGUUCAUGCGCAAAUCACGGAUGCAACGAGUAUCUCUAGGACCUCUUCCCGUGAAGCGUGCAAGGAUCGGACGAAUACACUAUCCAUGACCAGCGUCCACACACCUCCACCUACCGGAGGUUCCGAUCAGGACCAUUCUAGUGGACGUUCAGCAAAAUCUAAUCGUUUCUCAGCACUUAAGAAACGCGCUUCCUCGUUCUCCAUGGCUUUUCCGCUUCAGCGCGCCAGCCUUCACUCGAACGAAAGCUCUUCACCUAAACCACUCUCCAUGCAGCCAUUACCCUCUCCCCCACCGGAGAAGUCCAAGCGACUGAUAAGGAAGGUGGUAGGCUGGCCACAGGCAAUGGAGUUCCAGAACGUUCUGAAGAUGCGCACCGCAUUGGAUCGUGCGGCUGGGUACGCUGAAAAAAUUAAUGAGCUUGCGGCUGAGGAUUGUGGGCUUGAGGCCUGGAUUCUUGGUCUCAAUCAGAAGAAAAAAGUGGGCCGAUCUCGCCCUGCUGAAGACAAUGAAAGCGAUACACUUGGCCCAUUAUCAUCGUUUGCUCGCCCAGGUGGUGCAAAACUUCGUCGUCGAAUGUCCCACAUGUCCCGUACUUCUACUAGGACUGAAAUGACUUUUCCUAUACGUGCAGACGCUUAUUCCGCCACUAAUCUACUCCAUCGCUCCGAGGAAUCUGGGCCUGCGGUUUUCCCCCCUAAUCUUCCUUACCCAUCUCUCGUUUCGGCGAAAGCCCAUUCAACUGGUCAGCGGAAUGGAGGGAAGGGCUUCUUUGCUGCAAUCGGAAGGAGGGCUAGCGUAAAACGAGAGCGACCUCAGCCCUCACAACCCAGUUACCGUCCACUAGCCCAUCCCCCGAAGGGCUCAUUUGCCCCACCGCCGAGGUCCAUUGUUCUAGAGAAGGUGCCAACUCUCCCUGGUGGACCACGCGCAAUUCCGAGGAGAUCGAGCGUGCCCGUGACAUCGAUGCCAUUGUUAUUCGGGAACAUGAAUGGCUCAAUGCCAGGAUCAUCGUUCGUCGGCGCACGGCUCAAGAAUGUUCAUCAAGGGGGAAGCGGGCUACGAUAUUAGUGUCAUUACUGCCUUCACUGUUUGAACCCCAACUUCGUUCUCAUAUCAACCAUGCUCAUGUACCACCGGUUUCUUCCGCAAGCUUCAUCUUGUAUCAAUGAUUUAUUACGUCGUCAAAGUAUGAUAUACAUUGGGAGGAUAAUCGGGUAACUUUGUACAACAGUGCCAUCUGCUAACAAUGUGAUUGGCGUUCAUACGUCCCUAAUCCCGAGGCC
Molecule: messenger RNA, 1467 nt
Organism: Cantharellus anzutake
Lineage: Eukaryota; Fungi; Basidiomycota; Agaricomycetes; Cantharellales; Hydnaceae
Exons: 2
Coding region: 38-1252 (404 amino acids)
Source: RefSeq, a predicted model, not a curated record